Messenger RNA from Vicia villosa (hairy vetch), 1302 nucleotides. RefSeq names its product F-box/kelch-repeat protein At3g06240-like. Gene Ontology annotation, molecular function: protein binding. Bases 15 to 1184 code for a protein of 389 amino acids. The transcript has a single exon. The record is from RefSeq and is a predicted model, not a curated record. Lineage: Eukaryota; Viridiplantae; Streptophyta; Magnoliopsida; Fabales; Fabaceae.
AGUAGGUUCAACUCAUGGCUGAAGCAUCAUCAACAACAACCACAAAAAAGGUUAGUUCUUCUCACAUUCCAUACGAACUGGCUUUAUGUAUUCUCGCCAAAUUACCUCUUAAAUCCCUAAAACGAUUCACAUGUGUUCAAAAAUCAUGGUCUCUUUUAUUUCAAAGCUCUCAUUUCAUCAACAUGUUCAGCAUCAAUUGCAUGUCUAAACAAGAUGAAGAUUACGAAAACACUUGCCUCCUCUUAUUCGGACACACAGGCCCCCCUGAGAAUCGGUGUGCCAUGUAUUCGCUUUCCAGUGAUAAUUUUGAGGAUAGGGUUAGAAUAGAUUGGCCACCUCCUUUUCAAGGUAAUGACUACCGAUGUAUUGAACCUUUAGGUUCUUGUAGUGUUAAUGGCAUUAUUUGUAUCUAUGAAGGCGAUGAGAAUGACAAUAAUACAACAACUGUUUUGUGGAACCCUGCCACCGGAGAAUUCAAAAUCAUUCCUCCUAGUAUUCACUACAACAUUGAGUUUAACUUUUGUCCCGAUGCAUUUGGUUACGACUCUAUUACAGAUGACUAUAAAGUGCUUCGGAAUGCUUUGAUCGAUGAGAAUGACUUAUUUAUGGAGGAUCCGCAAGUAGAAGAGAUGUGUGACACUUUUUGGGAGAUAUAUAGUCUCAAAAGUAAUUCUUGGAGAAAACUGGAUGGAAUCAAUUUGCCUCCUCCUGGUCCAUGUAUUUCUCUGGUGAAUUUAAAUGAAUUGUGCCAUUGGUUGGUGUCCGAACUCAAAAAUCACAUGUUGUCAUUUGAUUUUAGCACCGAGAAAUUCUUAGCAACAACCUUACCGCUAGAUUCAGAUGAGAAAAAAGAAUGUAUCCUACAAAAGUUGAUCGUAUUAAAUGGGUCUGUUGCUUUCAUGUGUAGUAAUUAUUAUGAUAGGAAUUGUUUUCACAUAUGGAUUUUGGGUGAACUUGGUGUAAAGGAAUCAUGGACUAAACUCUUCAUUGUCGGACCCUUACCUUGUUUUAAGUCGAUUCCUAUUGGUGCGGGGAAGAAGAACAAUAUAUAUUUUGCACAAGAAUAUAAUAAGCUAUCACAAUUUAAUUUAAGUACCCAAAAAUGUGAGGAACUUAGGAUAAGUAUAGGUUAUAUUGUAAUGUAUAAGAAAGUCCUUGUUUCUAUACCCCACUUAGUGGGAUAAGACUUUAUUGUUGUUGUUGUCAUUCUUUCAGUCAGUGGGAUAAGACUUUAUUGUUGUUGUUGUCCUUCUUUCGAUUGAAAGAAUGAAUAAUUAAUCGUUGUUGUUGUUGUAAUGUAAU